Bacillus rossius redtenbacheri is the source of this 2625-nucleotide messenger RNA. RefSeq lists its product as uncharacterized. The transcript has 8 exons. NCBI's taxonomy places the organism in Eukaryota, Metazoa, Arthropoda, Insecta, Phasmatodea, Bacillidae. Bases 26 to 1963 code for a protein of 645 amino acids. The record is from RefSeq and is a predicted model, not a curated record.
GAGCCCGGUAUCAGCAGCGGCGGACAUGAAGCUGCUAACACUUCUGUGCUGUUGUGCGACUGUGCCCCUGAUCAGCUCGGCUGCUCUGAUUGACCCGUUGAUUUCAGAGUUCCACAAGUUCCUGAAUGACGUCUGCGAAAAAGCCAAUGGAGCCUGGCCGGAAUUCUACACCGUUCCCAGCGCUGAAGAGACUCUUGUAAAGGACGACGACGGCUGGGUGCUGCUGGACCACGGACACUUGCAGAACCUCCAGAACAUGUCGCGAAAUGGAGACUGCACGGUGCAAGUGGACGGCGACGAGGCUGUGGUGACCACGGAUGUCUUCUUCGAAGAGGUGGAGUUCACGUACGACUUCUCCAUCGACAGCGGCAGCAUCCCGCACGCGUCGGGCUGCCUGUACGGCUCGCUGUUCGACCUCCGCGGGCGGCUGGUGGUCGCUGCUGACGUCAGCAACACCUCACACGUCACGGCCUGCGCGCGCAGCCUGCAGUUGAGCGGGCCCGGAGUGCUGGAAGUGGACGAAGCGUCUUUAGUCAACCUAUACGGCCGAUUCUCAGAGGACGUAUCCGUCGCCAUCGAGAACAUGUUGGAGAAAGAGAUAUUUCCGUUUCUCGAACGUCGUUUCGUGAACUUGUUGAACAGCACACUCGCGAACAUGAGUUUCAACGUGAGUUCCGGCACAUGCAACGCCAGCUCUCCGGAGAGAAUCGAUUGCGAACAAUGCCAAACUCGGCAAGCGCCCAACAAGCUCGUCAGUAAAAGUACAUCUUUAAAAGAUGCAAUUUUCGGCCAUGCGGGAAUUUAUCACAGCGAGCCCACAAUAAAUCGGACCGUCAACAUUUAUCUCGCCCCAAGGGAAAACACAAGUCACGAAGGUGUAAAACCCAGCGGGAGAGAUAUUUCUUGUGGCACUACACGCACCACUGAAAAAUAUAGAAAUAACAAAACCAGCACGAGGAAAAUUUUCUUCAGUUACGCUAACCACCCAACUUCAGAAGCAGACACAAAGCCUUUGGUCGCUGGCGAAAAAUCAGCGUCGAAAGACUCCCUGACUACUUGUUUCAACAAUUUGUUCGACAUUCUGUUGAACAAGACGGACCGCCAGUUCGCACUUCAGAACCCGAAACCUUACGGCGUACCAGGAGAAGAGGAAGAGCUGUAUCAGACGUCGGACGGCUCGGUGAAGCUGCUCGGAGGGAGGCUGAGCGGGUUGAACACCCUGGCGCUCAGCUCGGAGCUGACCGUCAGGAGGCGAGGCGCCGCGGCCGCCGUCUCAGCGGGCGUCAGCUUCCUCGGCGUCGCGUACUUCUUCAACUUCGCCGCCAACAGCAGGACGUUUGCCAACGUGUCCGGGACAGUUCACGGGAACGUCACCAGGCUGAGCGGGGAGCUGAGCUUCGUUGCCAACCUGACAGACCCGGCGGCCGUCACCGCCGCGCUGAAGAGCUUCCAGCUGCUGCCAACCGUGGAGGGAUUCACCACGAACGUAAGCUACGCGGAGAACCUGACUGGCGGCGACCUGGCCCACGAGGUCUCCGAGGCUGUCGUGUCCUGCUUCGAGGACCUCGUGUUCGGCGGGCUGCAGGACGCGGCGAGGAAGGUCCUGCGAGGGGAGAUCGCCGCCGGCCGCCUGGACCUGAGCUCGUCGCUCGGCGUCUCGACGACCACAGGGUCUUCGACAACCACAGGGUCUUCAGAACCUACAGGGUCUUCGACUACCACAGGGUCUUCAACAACCACAGGGUCUUCGACAACCACAGGGUCUUCGACAACCACAGGGUCUUCGGCGACCACAGGGUCUUCAAACACCACAGGGUCUUCGACAACCACAGGGUCUCCGACAAACCUCAGCAGUCCCUCCACCACACGCAAACCGAAUUCCUCGUCGUCUCUCAGCACGAUGAACGCACGUGUCCUCAUCAUCGUACUGCACGCGACCCUCGCCGUUUUCAGUGUCCGCUGAAGAAACUGCCUCUGCAUCAGUAAUUUUUUUUAUUAUAGAGACAAGGGCGCACCAGAGGGAGGGUAGAGGAGGGGGCAGUUCCCCCCCCCCCCAACUAGAGCCCUAGAGAUUCAAAAAAAUACAUACUUUUCCAAGAACUUGCCCCCCCCCCCCUAGGCCAUCGGCUAGCCAUCGGCUGGCGACGCCCUUGUAUAGAGAAUCCGUUUCUAAGACACGCGGGUUUUAAAUAUUUUUUUUUAAAAUUUUGACUUCAAUCUAGGGUUGGGUCAAUCGAAACAUCGAAUCCUCGAAUAACAUCAAAUCUUUGGUAUUCGAAAGGAUUCGAUUUUUGGAGGAAAAAGAUUAUAAAAAAAUAUCAGAGUAUUUGAUUCUAAUUUUUAAUGAAUUAUGAAUAAUCGCUAAUGCAACUGACCUUUAUUUAAAAGCAGAACUUCUAAAAUGACAAACUUUCAUACAAACUUCCUUAUUUAACCUCCAUAGGGGAUGAUUUAAAAAGAAAAUCCUUUCAUAGUGCUUAGCUACGUUGUAUAAGGAACUACUAUGCAAAAUUCAUGUAUCUAGACCCACAGAUUUAAGCUGUGCAUUGUCUACCAGUUAGUCAGUGUUAGCGUUUUAUUAAGUAGAUAUAAAGAAAAUUAAUAAAUUUCACACUGAUAACCUGU